Messenger RNA from Theobroma cacao (cacao), 987 nucleotides. The record is from RefSeq and is a predicted model, not a curated record. NCBI's taxonomy places the organism in Eukaryota, Viridiplantae, Streptophyta, Magnoliopsida, Malvales, Malvaceae.
GUAUGGCGUAUCUCUCUACUUUGUUUUGAUUCCUCUCUUUUACUGUUUCUUCUCUCCUCUGUACAUGCACGCGCAUACAUACAUACAUAUACAGUAUCAAAAGAAAGAAAAAAAAACACACUACUUAGAGGAGAAACCCUAUUUAAUGAGCAGCAUAGCCCACUGCUUUCUUCCAUGCAAUUGUCUCUUGUUCACUAUCCAGCAUCAGUUCUCUAGCUUUCUUGCUCUCUCUCUCUUUCUUUUUUUUUUUCACUUGGUUUACCUUAUCUCCUCUAGUCCAUAACUUGUGUCUUUUAGCAUUUCUCUUUUGCUCUCAUCAGUUUGUUAUUCUAUUCCCAUACCUCCAUUUUUGUUAGGUAUCUUUCUCUGACAAAACACCACCCCAUUUGUCUCUAAUCAAGUGCUUCAUUACAUUUUUUUUAGCUGUUUCUCCCUCUCUGUCUUAAACCUUCAUUUUGUUUUCUGACAAGAUAUACUAGUUUUUAGCCACAAUGUCAAGCAGAAGAUCACGUUCCAGGCAGUCAGGUGUUUCCAGGAUCACAGAUGAUCAGAUCACCGAUCUUGUUUCCAAGUUGCAACAGCUUAUCCCUGAGCUUCGAGGAAGGCGCUCCGACAAGAUAAGUCAUAUUCACAGCCUCAUUUAUUUUCAUGUGGUGCAUAGCAACAAGUUGAAGGUAUCAGCUUCCAAGGUCUUACAGGAGACUUGCAACUAUAUCAGAAGCUUACACAGAGAGGUGGACGACCUCAGUGACCGGUUAUCCGAGCUACUAGCUUCCACAGACACCGAUAGCGACCAAGCAGCCAUCAUCAGGAGUUUACUUAUGUAAUCAGCCUUUGUUUUUUCACUAUAUUUACUUACCUUCCAUAUAUCUAGGGUUUGGUGAUCACUAGUAGCAAUGCAGAACAAGUGUUUAAUCCUUGUCAAAGACUUGUUUUAGUCAAGUCUAUCGUCAUAUAUUAUAAAAUAAUAAUAAAAAAAAAAAAAAA